AUGAUGAAGAACAUAUUCGCUUCGCUCGCCUUGUUCGCUUAUUUCUAUGUCCGCCCGACCUUGGCUGCGACGUACGGCUUGACCGACAGCUGGACGGGUUCGGCCUUCUUCAGCGAAUUCACCUGGGAGAAUAUCCCCGAUCCUACCAACGGACGAGUAAAUUACCUCGAUCAAGCCACUUCGCGCUCCCUCGGCCUCGCAACUGUGGACGGCGAAGAUCUCAUUCUGCGUUCCGACCAUACGACCGUCCUGACUCCUGGCGGACCUGGCCGUAACUCCUUUAGGAUCAGGUCCAACAAAGUCUUCACUACCCAUGUCGCGGUGUUCAACAUCAAGCAUAUGCCUCAAGGCUGCGGUACAUGGCCUGCGGUUUGGGAAGUAACGAAGAACACAUGGCCCGAUGGGGGCGAGAUCGACAUCUUAGAAGGUGUAAACGAUCAAGGCCCCAAUGUCGUAUCCUUGCACACUAGCCCCGGCUGCACGAUGCCUGCGAAUCGCGUCGAGCUUGGGGAAGAUGCCACGUUUGACUGCAACAUCUUCGCCAAUAGCAACUCAGGUUGCGGAACUAGAGUCACAGAUCCUCGCGGCUACGGCCCAGAAUUCAAUGCCAACGGUGGGGGAUGGUAUGCCAUCGAAAGAACGCCGGCUUUCAUCAAAGUGUGGUUCUGGUCGAACAGCGACCUCGUUCCUAACGAUGUACGCAACUCGGGUAUCACUGUGAACACUGAUGGCUGGGGAACACCAUGGGCGUUCUUCCCCAACACCCAAUGCAACCUUGAGGAGCACUUUGAUGAACAUUUCAUCGUGGUCAAUCUCACAUUCUGCGGCGAUUUCGCGGGUGCGGUAUACCCUUUCUCGGGCUGCCCGUCCACCUGUAAUGAUUUCGUCGAAAACAAUCCUAAUGCGUUCAACGAGGCCUUCUUCACUCUUGGAGGGAUCAGAGUAUUCGGAACGCAGUAG
Pleurotus ostreatus (oyster mushroom) is the source of this 960-nucleotide messenger RNA. RefSeq lists its product as uncharacterized. Lineage: Eukaryota; Fungi; Basidiomycota; Agaricomycetes; Agaricales; Pleurotaceae. The coding region runs from base 1 to 960 and encodes 319 amino acids. Gene Ontology annotation, biological process: glucan catabolic process. Gene Ontology annotation, molecular function: hydrolase activity, hydrolyzing O-glycosyl compounds. The transcript is spliced from 11 exons. The record is from RefSeq and is a predicted model, not a curated record.